This is a messenger RNA of Gossypium arboreum, 1095 nucleotides long. Its product is annotated as rust resistance kinase Lr10-like. The record is from RefSeq and is a predicted model, not a curated record. Gene Ontology annotation, molecular function: ATP binding; protein kinase activity. The coding region runs from base 133 to 1095 and encodes 320 amino acids. Gene Ontology annotation, biological process: protein phosphorylation. Lineage: Eukaryota; Viridiplantae; Streptophyta; Magnoliopsida; Malvales; Malvaceae. The transcript has a single exon.
UUUUGCUUGCUUGCUCUUGUUAUGUAUAAAUUGAGAAGGAGACACUUAUCCAUGGAUGAUAUCAUCGAAGACUUCCUUCAAAGUUAAAACAAUCUAGUGCCGAUUAGGUAUUCUUUUAAAGAAAUCAUAAAAAUGACUAGAAGUUUUAAAGAAAAAUUAGGUGAAGGGGGUUAUGGUUCGGUGUUUAAGGGAAAGCUUCGUAGUGGACAUCAUGCGGCUGUAAAACUGUUAGAUAUGUUAAAGGGUAACGGCCAAGAUUUCAUAAAUGAAGUUGCUUCUAUUGGGAGAAUUCAUCAUGCCAAUAUGACAAAACUUACUGGAUUUUGCGUAGAGAGAUCAAAGCAAGCUUUGGUAUAUGACUUCAUGUCAAAUGGAUCUUUAGAUAAAAUCAUAUUUUCCAAAGAAAACACAUAUACUUUGGGUUGGAAAAAAAUAUUUGAUAUUGUACUUGGGGUGGCUCAAGGAAUAGACUACUUGCAUCAAGGAUGUGAGAGGCAAAUUUUACAUUUUGAUAUCAAGCCACACAACAUUCUUCUAGAUGAGAAUUUUAUUUCAAAAGUUUCAGAUUUUGGUCUUGCUAAAUUGUAUUCGGUAGAUGAUAGUUUUGUCUCUCUCACUGUAGCACGAGGGACAAUAGGAUAUAUUGCUCCUGAAUUGAUUUACAAAAAUCUUAGAGGUAUCUCAUACAAAGCCGAUGUUUAUAGCUUUGGAAUGCUACUGAUGGAAAUGGUAGGAAGAAGAAAAAAUGUGAAUGCAUUCGCUGACCACACUAGUCAGAUAUAUUUUCUAACUUGGAUUUAUGAUCGAUUGGAUCACGGAGAGGACAUAGAGUUUGGAGAUGUUUCUGAUGCUGAAAAGGUAAUGGUGAGGAAGAUGAUAAUAACAACAUUUUGGUGUAUACAAUUACUGCCGACUAAUCGUCCUUCAAUGAGUAAAGUCUUGAAAAUGCUUGAAACUGAUGUUGAACUCCUUGAGAUGCCUCCCAAGCCAUUUUAUCAACUUCCUCUUGAAACAUCAAUGGAAGUUCAUAGUGGUAAGAACUUAAAUGAUGAGACAAGUACUUCACUGGAGACUGUUACUAAUGACCAAUUCUAA